Molecule: messenger RNA, 7190 nt
Organism: Carcharodon carcharias (great white shark)
Lineage: Eukaryota; Metazoa; Chordata; Chondrichthyes; Lamniformes; Lamnidae
Gene: secisbp2l
Product: SECIS binding protein 2-like
Exons: 20
Coding region: 499-3690 (1063 amino acids)
Biological process (GO): selenocysteine incorporation
Cellular component (GO): ribonucleoprotein complex
Molecular function (GO): ribonucleoprotein complex binding; selenocysteine insertion sequence binding; mRNA 3'-UTR binding
Source: RefSeq, a predicted model, not a curated record
ACAGCCCAACCCUGACCAACAACAUGAAGUCCGCAGUCGGACUGGCAGCGUCGGCGAGUGGCUUUAUCUGACAGCCCCUGGCACUCACCGGGCUGGGAAAGGGGGCCGCAGCCUCUCUUGUGGCGCAGCGGGGAUGGAAAAGAAGGAGGUGGCGAAGAAACUAGUAAUCCAGUCUGCCAACAUGUGCUAAUAUAUAGUGAAUUAGCCAACUUGAUAAUAGGAAGCUGGAAGGAUUGUUUUGUAAUUACAGAUGAUGUGACCAGAACAAAUUGUAGCUGUUGCACAUUCCCCCCACUUGCAAUCAGCUUUUUAACUUCCCUUUUGGGAAGAGGACAACACUGACAAAACUGCAUUUAUUAUCUGUCAUUGAUUGUUCUAAGAAGUUGAUGGAUCUUCUCCUCAAACUACUGCAAUCCUUGAGAAGCUUAGGAUACCCAACUUUCAGCAGAGGUAGAGCCAUUUAUACCCCAGAAGAAGGGUACUGACAUACUUGUUCCUAUGGCUCUUCCUAAUGAUGGAAAUGGUAGUGGUGUUGAAGCUCCUCCUAUACCUAGCUACUUGAUAACCUGUUACCCCUUUGUACAAGAAAACCAAGCUAAUAGGCAGUUGCCUGUUUACAACGGUGAUAUUCGGUGGCAGCAAGCGAAUCCAAACUCGACAGGGCCAUACCUUGCCUAUCCCAUAUUGCCAACUCCACAGCCUCCUGUUUCUACAGAUUAUGCAUAUUACCAGCUCAUGCCAGCACCAUGCACACCAAUGGUGGGCUUUUAUUCUCCUUUUCCUGCACCAUACACUGCAUCCUUCCAGCCACCCAAUGUGGUGAAUGCAGUGUCGGGUGAGUGUAGUGAAAGACCUGCUCCUGCUGGACAAGCUUGCCAAGCUGCAGCUCAGAGAAGCAAAAACAACAGAGGUCCAGUGCCGAAGGUCUUGAGAACCAGCAAGCCUCUGGUAAGAAGUGUAGCUGUUCAAAAGGAAAGCAAUGCCUCAGGUCCUGAAAAUAGAUCAAAGAUUGUAUUGCUGGUGGAUGCCAGUCAGCAAACCGACUUUCCUGGGGAUGUAGCCAAUAAAUCACUCUCUGAGAGGGCCAGUCCCUUGCUAUGGAAAUCAAAAGUCAGGAGAAGAAGAGCAUCUCACCCUGCUGCUGAAUCUUCAAGUGAACAAGGAGCUAGUGAAGCUGACAUUGACAGUGAUAGUGGCUACUGCAGUCCCAAGCACAGUCACAGUCUGACCACAUCAGCUACUACAAGGAGUACAGAAUGCAAAGUAGAUGAUUUAACGGGGAUCACAGGAGGCCCCAGCUGGGCAAAUGUAGCUUCCCAAGUACCACAGAGAUUUGGGAUGGACAGGAUCCAGACAUUUUCUUGUGGUCGAAGUGGCAGACCAGCAAAUCUACGAAACUCGCAGGAUAAUUCCAGAGGGAAGGUGCAGAGUUUGUCUUCACCGAGAAUGCCAAGCCAGCAAAAGAGUCGUGAUUGGACUGCCGGACAGUCGCCUGAAACGCAACAAUUUGUCAAUGGGCGGAUGACUGGAGAUGAUCAAAAGUCUGAUUCUUUAUGUUUUGAGGAUGACAGUGAGUUUCCAGAAUUAAUUAUUGGAGUUGGGGUUUCUAAGAGCAAAGCCCAUGAUAAUGCACAGAAUAAAAAUCCUUCCAUUUGUCAACUUACUAAAAAACAACUGGGGCUGGGUGAUCUGCCAGAAACUUCUCCAAUAAAUAUAGUGCAGACACCUAUUCCAAUAACUACAGCUAUUCCAAAACGUGCUAAAAGUCAAAGGAAAAAAGCAUUGGCUGCAGCUCUGGCUACUGCUCAGGAAUACUCAGAGAUUAGCAUGGAGCAGAAAAAACUCCAGGAGGCUCUGAAUAAGGCAGCAGGGAGGAAGAGCAAAGCCCCUGUACAACUGGACCUUGGUGAUAUGUUAGCUGCACUAGAGAAACAACAACAAGCCAUGAAAGCAAAGCAACUGACUAACACAAAACCUCUAUCAUACUCUGUUGGUACAACUACUCUUUUUUCUGUCAAAGACUGUGGGAGCAUGAAAACUUUACAUAAAAAUCAGCAGUUUAUUGGAUUUCAUAAUCCAUUGGACUCUGGUGCCCCAAGGAUGAAGAGAGGAAAGGAAAGGGAAAUUCCAAAAGCAAAACGUCCAACUGCACUUAAAAAGAUUAUUCUGAAGGAAAGAGAAGAAAAGAAAAAUAGAUUUUCAAUAGAACCAACAGUUGUAGGAUCAGAGGAACAAGGUGAUGUACAGCUGAGUUUUCCAGAGGAGCAGACUAUAACUCAAGAAGUGGUUUCUCAGGAAGACAUUGGAUUGAGUGUUCCCAGUGAUACAUCUCUGUCUCCUGCAAGCCAGAAUUCUCCAUAUAGUAUGACGCCAGUUUCACAAGGGUCUCCAGUCAGCUCAGGAGUUGGCAGUCCAAUGGCUUCUUCAACAAUCACCAAGAUUCAUAGCAGGCGCUUUAGAGAAUACUGUAACCAAGUGCUUAGUAAAGAUAUUGAUGAAUGUGUGACACUGUUGUUGCAAGAGCUUGUUCGCUUUCAAGAGCGAAUUUACCAGAAAGAUCCAAUCAAAGCCAAAAUGAAGAGAAGGCUUGUCAUGGGUCUGCGUGAAGUGACCAAGCAUAUGAGAUUAAGAAAGAUUAAAUGUGUGAUCAUCUCUCCGAACUGUGAGAAAAUUCAGUCAAAAGGCGGACUAGAUGAAGCUUUGUACAAUGUGAUUGCCAUGGCUCGAGAGCAAGAAAUUCCUUUUGUUUUUGCUCUUGGACGUAAAGCUCUUGGUCGUUGUGUGAAUAAACUUGUCCCUGUAAGUGUUGUGGGAAUCUUCAACUACAGUGGUGCUGAGAGCUUGUUUAAUAAGCUGGUGGCAUUAACUGAGGAGGCCCGUAAGGCGUACCGUGAUAUGGUGACAGCUUUGGAACAAGAGCAAGCUGAGGAGGCCUUGAAGCACACCAGAAAGGUAUCGCACAUGGGCCAUUCUCGUAACCCUUCUGCAGCAAGCGCAAUUUCAUUCUGCAGCGUAAUAUCUGAACCCAUUUCCGAAGUGAAUGAAAAGGAAUAUGAAACAAACUGGCGAAAUAUGGUAGAGGCCACUGAUGCACCUGAAUGUUCUGAGAGUGAGAAACCCACACCAAGUGCGACCACUGUUCUGGAUAAGUCUUCAAGUUUGCCAGCAGUCAUAGGCAGUGCCAACAAACCAAUCUUGGGAAUAACCACUAGCUCUUCUGUGGGUCAGACAACCCAUGCUACAAAAUCCUCUGGUUCAGACAAAGAAGAAGGGAAAACUGACGAUAUGUUAGAAUGGGCCUCUCAGCAGAGCACUGAGACAGGAUCACUUGAUGGUAGCUGCAGGGAUGUUCUUAAUUCCUCCAUGAUAAGCACCACCAGCACUCUUGUACCAGAUAUGCUUGAGGAGGAAGAUGAUGAUGAGGAGGAGGAGGAGGAGGAAGAAGAAGAAGAUUAUGCCUCUGAACCUGUUGCCAUUGUGGUAACAUUUAGCAGCAGAAUUGAUGAUUGGGUAUCAGAAGCACAAAAAACACUGGAAACAUUACAGCUUGGCAAAAAUAUUGAUAAUACAGAGGAAGAUCACAACGGGCAAAGUGAUAUAGAAGAACUAGACACAGUGGGGCAGACAGACGCAACAACAGAGAGCGAAGGCUCUCAACAUGCAGAAUCAGAGAGCCAAAUCUAUGAAUAAUUAGAGAUCCUGGACCAGCAGCUCUUUUAUAGAACUAAAUUUAUUUUUGGGUAGACUCGUGGGAUUACGAAAAUCGUUUUGUCAAUUUUUGCAUUGAAACACAAGCAGCUGUUAAAAGCCUUGUGUCCCCAUUCAAGGUUACACUUUAUUUAGAACAGGUUAAAUAUCUCGUUUAGUAUAUAUUUUUCCAAGUUUGUAGUGUAAAAGCCAUAUGUACAAGCUGCAAAAUAAUUGGAAGUUUUUUUCUUUAAUACAUUAAAGAAUUAAAUGAUUUGAUUUAUUUCUCAUCUUGCAAAGUCUGAAUUUAUUUUGAUCUUCUGUCCGAUUAACUUACCAUUUUCCUAACAUUUGAUUUGAUCAAAGCAAUAUUCAAAUUUUGCUUGUAUGUGAUUCAGAAAACCUCGGUUGCUGUUUCAAAUUUCAUAGCAUAUAUUAAACAGCUAACUAUACAAAACCUUUUGUGAGCAAUCAUUCGAGUCUACCUAGAGGGUUACUGUAAACAAAACAAUACAUCGACCUCAGGAACACUUAAACGUGUAUAGGAACAAUUAAUUUAAGAACUUGCUGUUUGUAACCUUGUCAUUUCAAUCUUUUCACUGAUUUAUGAUCCAAAUUAGUAAUUGUAUAGCUGCAUCAUAAAAUCACAUGUUAGCAAGUUUUGUAUCAUCUCAAAACCUCCAUUGACCCAAAUUGUUUGGUGUAUUUUGAAUCAUAAAAUAAAUGUUUUUUUCUAGAUGGUUCAUGAAAGUCCUUUCAGAAUCUUUGGAGAAAAUGUAAAAAUUGUUGGUGGAGAAAAGCCCGUAGUUUUGUUUACAAGAAAUUCAAUCUCUUAAGUGGCAGUAGUUUUAUAGCAGAAUUUAAUUUGACUGAUUUAAAAAGCUCUUCUGUAUGAAAUUUAAAUAGCAAUGAUAGUGUUUUUAAGGGAUCUCCUUGUACAAACUACUACUUUUCAUCUUCAAAGUCCAGUGGUAUCCAGUUAUGUGCAAUAGCUUGAAACUGAUAAAGAUGCAUGUGACAAGACUUGUAUAUAAUAAAACUAUCGACCAUUACUGGCUGUAAAAAAAAAAAAAGAGCAUUACUGGGACCUGAUCUGGAAUUUGCUUAUGGCAGGGUUAGAUAAGUGUAGACCUGACUUGUAUUUAGAAAGUUGAUUAAAUGGGUAAUCAGAUGUUGCACAGCUCUUUAUUCUCAAGUUCUAAAUUCCUAUUUCUUCCUUCUACCCACUCUCUCCACACACACACACCCCCCCCCCCCCCCCCCCAAAAAAAAAAAUUUUUUGGGAUUUAACCUGAAACAAUGUGAAACAUUUAUAUAUUUAUUAAAUACAUAAUUAUGUCCUUAUGCAUGCAUGGGACUGUACCAGAAAAUGCUAUUAAUUUUAAAUGAGAUGAACAAGCAAAAUUCUUUUUAAUAUUUUCCUUACAGCAUUGUGCUACAUAAGUUUACAGAAACAUGAAUGAUAAUAGUAGUGAUUAUAUAGUUAACUAAUAGUUCCUUUUUAUCUGAUCAGGCUUGCAAUUUCUGAGGAUGCAAGUUAGGUGUGUUUUUCUACUACAAUUUCAACUUUGGAACUCUUUACUUGUAUAGUUGCACACUGUACCUGUGGUGCUGUCGCUUAAGCAAUGACGGCAGUAACUGAGUAAUAUACUCGAUGGAUUAUCUUUGUGAAUCUAGUUACUGAGGUAACAUUUUUAUGUCUUAAUAGCAUUUAAAAAUUGACCCUACGUUCAAAAGUUAACAAAUGAGUAGCCUAGAUCCAUUUAAGCUGAAAUUUAUUUAGCAGCAUUCAUAUACACUUGACUAGUCAAAUCAUACCAGGGACUUGCAUCAUGAUCGUUGUGCAAAUUUAUUUUACCUUGAAUUGCUGGCAGCAGUUUCAGUAAAUCCACAGGAUGUAUUGUAUCAUAAAAUACACAGGGACAGCAUAUUUUUAAUGUCAUUAACAAUUAACUAUCAGAUCUUCAGCUCUGCUUGAAUAUUUACGAAGUAAAUAGGUUUGCUAGUUGCAGGACUGAAUGUAAAGAAAUUAUGCUUACUUUUAUUACUCUGAGUUGCAAGGCUUAAAUGAAGUGUGCAUUAACCAACUGCAGGUUUUCUUUAUUGACAUUUCUCAACUAACACAAGCUAAUCUUGACAAGUGUUGUGUUUAACAGUGGGCAACACUAUGUUGCACAUGUGCCAGAGCUAAAUUUUCAGAUGGCUUAUGAUGAAACCAAAUUGAAUUGAAUGUUGCGUCACAUUCAAAAUGACACGGAAUCCCGACUGGUGAUUCUGUCACUCAUUAAUGCAAAGGAGAAAACAUUUUCAGUAUGAAAACUUUGUUGCUUUAUAGAAAUGAUGGGAUAAAACUACUGGUGUAUGGUGAUGUUUUACAGAGGGUGUUUGCUGAUUCCACAGUAAUGCACUUAAAUGUACUUGGAAAUCUGUAUUUUCUGGUAGCACCAGUAGGUGGUGUAGAACUUGAUCUAUAGCAACAUCUGGUGCUGUUAAGACUUUUAGGAAAAUAUUUUUAACCUUUUUAGAGAGACCUCCUUUACCUUUUCGUUUGAAAUAGUUAAUUGCAUUUGUAAAUUUAUACCUAAAAUAGAACAAUUGGUAUACAAAACAGAGGAGACUUUUGAACAAUCUCCAGUAUUUAAUUCUUAAUAAAGAACUAAUAUAUUAAGCAAAGCAACUUUCAAAAUGAAUUGGUUGCCUUAAGUUCUUAAAUAAUUUGGCUCUUUUCUAACGUAAGCAAAUGUCCUGAACCAUCUUAAAUCCUACAUUAUAUUAAUAUUGUUCAAAAGGAGGGAAGUGUAUUCCAUCAAGGUGAUGGCUUUAAAACUAACUUAAAAUACCAUCCAAGUUGAAUUUCAAACCAUGGUUAUCUGCAGUUUAUAUAUUAAUGGUGUGUGGAUAAUCCAGUGGAUCCUUCUCAUAUUCCAGUUAAUAGGAGCCAGGAUUUUUUUUCAUGUACAUUGCUUGUUUUGAAAAGCAAAAUAUUGUGAGACAUAAACAUUUCUGUUUGGACACAUUCCCAGGUUUGCAUCCCGGUGAACACAGGAUUUAUUAGGUUUCUAAUGCUCAGUGCUAAAGGAAUUGCAGUUGAGAGAUGUGACCUGAACAUGAAGUGUACUAUUUGGAAAUGUUAACCAGACUUGCCUAAUCAAUCCUGUAAAUUAAGUCAUGCGAUUGUGUUUCCUUCGAAGAGGCAGAGAAAACUGAGAUUGUUAACAUUCAGUAAUGUACCUCUUGUUUUAUGUUAAAUAAGAAAUACAAUUAAUAUCUUUGUAUUUUAUUGUCUCAUAAGUUAUUUUUAGAAUAUGAAUCAAAACAGAAAAAGUGCAAAGUAAAGAUUGGAAAAUUAGUUAUAUGAAGGGUGAUCUGUUUUGUGCAUGAAAUGACAGCAUACUGCAUUGCAUUGUAGUGUACAUAAUUCAGUAAUUAAAGCAUACUUUGCACUAUGUAAAAUAUCAGUAAAUUUUCCCUUCUGUAACUAAUAAAUUAUCCAGAUUAUUGAA